GUUUCUGGUCCUCCAAACUUCUUCUCUCCCAAAUUGAGUGAGCAAGUUGCAGAGCACAAACACUUUUCAACAGCUCCAUAGAAAGAUGUCGAGCACUGAGCCAGAGCACGAGCACCGCGAAGAGGAGGCCGAAGUCCACGAAGACGAGGACACCGGAGCUCAGGUGGCUCCGAUCGUCAGGCUUGAGGAAGUUGCGGUCACCACCGGCGAGGAAGACGAAGACGCCGUCCUCGAUCUGAAAUCGAAGCUGUACCGAUUCGAUAAAGAUGGGAAACAAUGGAAGGAGAGAGGAGCUGGAACUGUUAAGCUGCUGAAGCACAAGCAGACUGGAAAGGUUCGCCUUGUCAUGAGACAAUCUAAAACCCUAAAGAUCUGCGCCAAUCACCUCAUUUCGUCUGGGAUGAGUGUUCAGGAACAUAGUGGGAAUGAAAAGUCGUGUCUAUGGCACGCUACUGAUUUUUCCGAUGGCGAGUUGAAGGACGAGCUCUUCUGCAUUAGAUUUGCGUCAAUUGAGAAUUGCAAAACGUUUAUGGAGAAGUUCACUGAAAUAGCUGAAAGCCAGCAAGUAGGGAAAGAGAGCACGGAAGGCGACGAGGCUGCUGGUUUACUUGAGAAUCUUUCAGUUGAAGAUAAAAAAAGUGAAGAGAAAGCCAAAGCCAAGGAAGAAGAAGAAAGCCCUGCAAAGGAAAAGAAGGAGAAGGAAGUAGAGAAGAAAACGGAGGUGAGCACUGGAUCAGAUUAAAUUUGGUCAUGGAUUUUUUUGGCUGUUGGCAUCACAAUGAGUUGCUUUAUUCUUAUAAUAUAUAUUACUUGGCACUGAACAUGAUGGUUGUUGCUUCGAAAGCAGUCAUUCCUUUGUCAUCUCUCAAAGUUUGAGUCUUUUCCCCGUGUUAAAAGAGAAGAGAAUCUUAUGAUUUGUUUUCUUUGUUGUUGUUGCAAGUGUUCGACUUGUGCGGUCUCUUUACUGUGUUGUUUUGGCUCAAGAUAUUAGUAUUCGUCAUCAGAUUAUAAUUAUUGUAGCUUU
Messenger RNA from Eutrema salsugineum, 1024 nucleotides. RefSeq names its product ran-binding protein 1 homolog c. Gene Ontology annotation, cellular component: nuclear pore; cytoplasm. The record is from RefSeq and is a predicted model, not a curated record. Bases 86 to 742 code for a protein of 218 amino acids. The transcript has 4 exons. Gene Ontology annotation, molecular function: GTPase activator activity. Gene Ontology annotation, biological process: nucleocytoplasmic transport. NCBI's taxonomy places the organism in Eukaryota, Viridiplantae, Streptophyta, Magnoliopsida, Brassicales, Brassicaceae.